Doryrhamphus excisus (bluestripe pipefish) is the source of this 9087-nucleotide messenger RNA. It is a transcript of the gene kif1aa, whose product is annotated as kinesin family member 1Aa. NCBI's taxonomy places the organism in Eukaryota, Metazoa, Chordata, Actinopteri, Syngnathiformes, Syngnathidae. Gene Ontology annotation, biological process: microtubule-based movement. Gene Ontology annotation, molecular function: ATP binding; microtubule binding; microtubule motor activity. The record is from RefSeq and is a predicted model, not a curated record.
AACCCCACGCAAAUAAAGUACUGUAGUUUGGCUAUGACGUAUUAGCCGAAGUGCACACCUCCUCCCCGCUCUUCCCACCACCGCAUUGAUGCUGUUACCUCCCUCGGCGGUGACGUCAUCGCCCGGUGGCAGCAUCCUCAGUGAGAGGACGACGUGAAGGCGACACAACCAUUUUGGACGCCUGAGGACAUCCCAGCCCAACUAUCAAGCAACACCACGCUGCACUGACACAUUUCUUCCCGGGUGGACCGAGCACACCGAGCCUCUCUACUUCAUGGCGGCCGGAGGCUGCUAGCAGGAGUCCGGGGAGGACGAGGAGGAGGCGAGGAGGAGGACGCGGAUCUAAAAAAAAACGACGACGGAACUCCACAGCCCACACGGUGCUAGCAUCACAGCUCCAGUGGUCGAAAAACCCGGUUACUAAAGAGUGGGCACCCGGAGGUGCAAGGAAGGCAGCGCCAUGGCCGGGGCUUCAGUGAAGGUGGCGGUCCGAGUCCGCCCCUUCAACUCCAGGGAGAUGGGAAAAGAGAGCAAAUGCAUCAUCCAGAUGUCCGGAAACACCACCACCAUCAUCAACCCCAAACAGGCCAAAGACAACAAGAGCUUCAACUUUGAUUAUUCCUAUUGGUCCCACACCACGCCGGAGGAUGCGAAUUACGCGUCUCAGAUGCGCGUCUAUCAAGACAUCGGCGAGGAAAUGCUGCUGCAUGCUUUCGAAGGCUACAACGUCUGCAUCUUUGCCUACGGCCAAACGGGCGCCGGCAAGUCCUACACCAUGAUGGGGAAGCAGGACGUCAAGGAUCAGCAGGGGAUCAUCCCAUUGCUGUGUGAAGAUCUGUUUACCAAAAUCAAUGACAACACGGACAACAGUUUGUCCUACUCUGUGGAGGUAAGCUACAUGGAGAUCUACUGUGAGCGCGUACGUGACCUGCUCAACCCCAAAAACAAAGGCAACCUGCGAGUGCGAGAGCAUCCUCUUAUGGGACCCUACGUGGAGGACCUGUCUAAGCUGGCCGUCACCUCCUACAACGACAUCCAGGACCUGAUGGACUCUGGCAACAAGGCCAGGACUGUGGCCGCUACCAACAUGAACGAGACCAGUAGUCGCUCCCAUGCUGUAUUUAACAUCAUAUUCACUCAGAAACGCCAUGACGCUGAUACUGACAACACCUCUGAGAAGGUCAGUAAAAUCAGUUUGGUGGACUUAGCCGGCAGUGAGCGAGCAGAUUCGACCGGGGCCAAAGGGACCAGGCUGAAGGAAGGAGCUAACAUUAACAAGUCUCUCACCACGCUGGGAAAAGUCAUCUCCGCUUUGGCAGAAGUGGACUCUGGCCCUAACAAGAAUAAAAAGAAGAAGAAGGCGGAAAGUUUUAUUCCCUACAGAGAUUCCGUCCUGACCUGGCUACUGCGUGAGAAUCUUGGUGGGAACUCUCGCACCGCCAUGGUCGCCGCGCUGAGCCCGGCUGACAUCAACUACGACGAGACGCUCAGCACGCUCAGAUACGCCGACCGCGCCAAGCAGAUCCGCUGCAACGCUGUCAUCAACGAGGAUCCCAACAACCGCCUGGUGCGCGAGCUGAAGGAGGAGGUGUCCCGCCUCAAAGAGCUUCUCUUCGCCCAGGGCCUGGGUGACAUCAUUGAGACAUUUCGAGGGUCUGCUGCGGAGAUCGAGGGUUUGAAAUUGACCAACGCCAUGACGGGCAUGAGUCCCUCCCCGUCUCUGUCCGCAUUAUCCAGCCGCGCCGGCUCCAUCGCCAGCCUGCACGACCGCAUCAUGUUCAGCCCGGGCAGCGAGGAGGCCAUCGAGCGCCUUAAGGAAACAGAGAAAAUCAUUGCAGAGCUUAAUGAGACGUGGGAAGAGAAACUUCGCCGCACGGAAGCCAUUCGUAUGGAACGCGAGGCCCUGCUGGCAGAAAUGGGUGUGGCCAUGCGAGAGGAUGGUGGCACAGUCGGCGUCUUUUCCCCGAAGAAGACGCCUCAUCUGGUCAACCUCAACGAGGACCCUCUCAUGUCCGAGUGCUUGCUCUACUACAUCAAGGAUGGCAUCACAAGGGUGGGACGACUGGAUGCCAGCAGCCGUCAAGACAUCGUUCUCAGCGGCCACUUCAUAAAGGACGAACACUGCACCUUCACCAGCUCAACUGGUCCGCAGGGAGAAACCGUUGUCCUUGAACCAUGUGACGGAGCUGAGACUUACGUCAACGGCAAGCGGGUGACCGAGCCCACUGUUCUCAAAUCAGGAAACCGCAUCAUCCUGGGGAAGAGCCACGUGUUCCGCUUCAACCACCCCGCGCAGGCCCGAGCUCAGAGGGAGAGGACCCCUUGUGCCGAAACCCCCGCAGAGCCUGUGGACUGGGCCUUUGCCCAGAGGGAACUGCUGGAGAAACAAGGAAUUGACAUGAAGCAGGAGAUGGAACAGAGGCUGCAGGAGCUGGAGGAUCAGUAUCGCAAAGAAAGAGAAGAGGCCAACAACCUUUUAGAGCAGCAAAGACUGGAUUAUGAGAGCAAGCUGGAGGCUCUUCAGAAGCAGGUGGAUCGUUAUUACCCAGAAGCCCCCGAGGAGGAGGAGCCAGAAGAAGAAGUGCAGUGGAGCGACAGGGAGCGAGAGCUGGCCGUGUGGAGCUUCCGCAGGUGGAGGUGUUACCAGUUCACCUCUCUGCGGGACCUGCUGUGGGGCAACGCCAUCUUCCUCAAGGAGGCCAACGCCAUCAGCGUGGAGCUCAAGAAGAAGGUGCAGUUCCAGUUUGUGCUGCUGACAGACACCCUCUACUCGCCGCUGCCACCAGACCUGCUGCCGGCAGAUGCCAGCAAAGACCUAGAAAAGCGACACUUUCCACAAACCAUCGUUGCCGUGGAGGUGCAGGACCAGAAGAACGGAGCCACUCACUACUGGACAUUGGAAAAACUCAGACAGAGGCUGGAUCUCAUGAGGGAGAUGUACGACCGUGCUGCUGAGGUUCCCGCCACGACGUCGACAGACGAGGGCGAGAGCGUGAUGACAGGCGGCGACCCUUUUUAUGACCGCUUCCCCUGGUUCCGCCUGGUCGGCAGAAACCCUCUUUUCAACACUUGCAUGAGUGAGCGCAUGAGCGACCCCACCCCGUCCCCGACCCUGUCCAACUCUGAAAUGACCGACCCGGCUGACUCGCAGCGGGAGGCUCGAGGGGAGGAAGACGAGGUGGCAGAGUUGGAGGAUCUGGACGAUGAUAUCUUUUUGGACGACCCGUGCUCGGAGCUGGGGGGAGAGGAGGAGGAGGAUGAUGAUGAUGAUGAUGAUGAUGAUGAGCGAGCGCUCUGCCGAGGCUCCAGCGAAGGCCAGGAUCCCUUUUACGACCGCUCGCCAUUAUUCAGUGUAGUGGGAAGAUCUUUUGUGUACCUGAGCAACCUGCUGUACCCUGUUCCCCUGGUCCACCGCGUGGCGAUUGUGAGCGAGAAAGGAGACGUGAAGGGCUUCCUGCGAGUGGCGGUGCAGGCUAUAUCAGCUGAUGAGGAAGCUCCAGAUUACGGCUCAGGUGUGAGGCAGUCGGGUACGGCCAAGAUCUCCUUUGAGGAUCAGCAGUAUGAAAAGUUCCAGUCAGAGUCCUGCUCAGUGGGCCUUUCCCGGACUGGGAUCUCCCAGGAGGAGCUUCGGAUCGUGGAGGGGGAGGGUCAGAACCCUGAGAUGGGACCCUCGGCGGACGAAGUCAACAAUAACACAUGUGCGGCUGGUGGCGAUGAAGGCGAUGGCCCGCUGAAGCCCGGUUUUGAUGGCCAGCUGGACACGACUUCAGAGCACCUCAAGAUUGGCAACGUUUUCACCUUCAGAGUGACGGUGCUGCAAGCCUCCAGCAUCUCUGCCGAGUACGCCGACAUCUUCUGCCAGUUCAAUUUCAUCCAUCGCCACGAUGAGGCCUUCUCCACGGAACCCCUAAAGAACACAGGCCGUGGCCCCCCUCUGGGCUUUUAUCACGUGCAGAACAUCGCUGUGGAAGUGACCAAAUCUUUUGUGGAUUACAUCAAGACUCAGCCCAUCGUGUUUGAGGUGUUCGGACACUACCAAAAACAGCCUUUUCUUCCUCUCUGUAAAGACGUCGUCAGUCCACUGCGGCCUUGCAGAAGACAGUUCCCACGUGUGAUGCCUCUGUCCAAACCAGUGGAUGCUGACGCCUCGCCGGACCAGGAGAAAACGCUGGAGCUGAUCCGCUACCUGGUUCCGGACAUGCUCAACGGGGCGCUGGUGGACUCGCUGUCAGGCCACGCCCUGUCUGCCGCUGGCUUGGCCGCUUCCUUCCUGCUGGAAGUGAACGAGCGAGCUCCGCUGCAGGCCCCGCCCGCCUCUAUUUGUUCUGUUAUUAAAGCUCAGACGCCGGUACCUGCCACCAAGCUGACAGCCGUGACCCGCCCGCAAGCAGGGCCGUGCCACUGCAAAUAUGAUCUGAUGGUUUUCUUUGAGAUCUGUGAAUUAGAGGCCAAUGGGGACUACAUCCCAGCUGUGGUUGACCACAGAGGUGGAAUGCCUUGUCAUGGUACCUUCCUCCUGCACCAGGGCCUCCAGAGGAGAAUCACUGUUACCAUUGUGCACGAGUCAGGAGGCGACAUAGAAUGGAGGGACGUCCGAGAGCUUGUUGUGGGACGUCUUCGUAACACCCCCGAAUCUGAUGAGACCAUUGUGGACCCCAACAUUCUGUCCCUCAACAUCUUGUCUGCCGGCUCUGUCAGGCCCUUGCAGGAUGACAGACAGUUUCUUGAUUCGGACAUGCCUAGGACCUUCUACCGCUUUGAGACAGCUUGGGACAGCUCCAUGCACAACUCCUUACUCCUCAACCGGGUCACCCCAUACGGGGAGAAGAUCUACAUGACCCUGUCUGCCUACCUGGAGAUGGAGAACUGCAACCAGCCGGCUGUCAUAACCAAAGAUAUCUGCAUGGUGUUUUAUUCUCGUGACACAAAGCUCUCUGCGUCUCGCUCCAUUCGCAACCUUUUUGGUACAGGAAGCCUCCGAGCAGCAGAUGGAAACCGUGUAACUGGCGUGUAUGAGGUCAGCCUGUGCAACCUGGCAGACGCAGGAAGUCCAGGCAUGCAGAGGCGACGCAGGCGGGUGCUGGACACCUCAGUGGCCUACGUCCGCGGGGAGGAGAACCUGGCCGGGUGGAGGCCUCGCAGCGACAGCCUCAUUCUGGAGCAUCAGUGGGAGUUGGAGAAACUCAGCCUGCUUCAAGAUGUGGAGAAGACCAAACAUUUCCUGUUGCUGAGAGAGAAGCUGGAGUCCACCCUUCUGGCAGGUCGGGGCGUUCAGUCGUCAGCGUGUGUCACAGAGGAGCUGCUCUGCGACUCACCCUCGCCUUCCGAGGCCAAGCCAGAUGUCAGCUCUGGUUCAGAAUUCAUCACAGAGAGACAACGCGAGCUGGCCGCCAAGUGUCUGCGGCUGCUGGCUCACUCCUUCGACAGAGAGUACAGCCAUGUGUGUAUCAGCGCCAGUGAAAGCAAGAUAUCUGAGAUGUCCGUCACCACGCUGAGAGACUCCACCUCCAUCUCUACCCUCAACACCAUCGCACCUUCGUCCACCUGCCCUUCACUGGUGGACGGUUGCUAUAGCAACGCUGAACUCAGACCUCCUGCUCCUCGCUCUCGUGCUGUCAGCCCAGGUCCCGACACGCAGCAGGACGCAGACGCCAAGAGGUCUGUCAGUGGAACCUCUGAAGGCAAACCUCGCAUUCGUAGAUUUGUCCCUGACAUCCAGGAGAUUCGAGUCAGCCCCAUAGUGUCCAAGAAAGGCUACUUGCAUUUCUUGGAGCCGCACACUAACGGCUGGGUGAAGCGUUACGUGGUGGUGCGGCGGCCGUACGUCUACAUCUACAACACAGAGCGCGACGCCGUAGAGCGCGCUAUCCUCAAUCUGUCCUCCGCGCAGGUGGAGUACAGCGAAGACCAGCAGGCAAUGCUGAAGACCCCAAACACAUUUGCCGUAUGCACAGAGCAUCGCGGAAUAUUGCUUCAAGCCACAAAUGACAAAGACAUGCAUGAUUGGCUGUAUGCCUUCAAUCCUCUCCUGGCGGGGACUAUCAGGUCAAAAUUGUCCAGAAGACGAGUGGGACAGAUGAGAAUGUGAGGAGGAAGGUGGAGGGGAUGAUCAUGAUCACGACAAAAGACUUGAGAUGUACAUAGACCUUCUUCCCCUCCGCCGCCACCUCGUGUCCGGCCGUAGAGGCGGUGAGGAAGCGAGGGGGCGGGUGGUUGUCCUCCUCCUAUCAGCGGUUUGUAACGUCCGAUUCUCUCAUACGUGUGGUGAUGUACUGUAGUUGUUGUCGGUGGCACAUCGGGCCUUAUGCAUACUGUGCGUGUGGCAUUAGUCCCUGCAAAGCCACGUCAGCCAGGAGCGGACAAACACGGCGACUCUUCUCUCCUCUACUCUGCAGCUCUGUGUUGCUACGUGCGUACAGCUAGCAAAUACACACUAAUUCAUACAUACAUCUUUGGUUCUCACACCAUGAUUUAAAACAAAAAAAAAAAUCACACACGCCACAAUCACUCAUCAUUUGUGAUAUAUGGAGAUAGUUACCUGCCUCGCUUAUUUAUUUCUGCAUGUAUUUAUUUACAAAGACAUUUAUAUUUCUAAAGUACGGUGCAAUUUCUGCACACUGCACUUUGUAAAGGAGCUCCCACCAUUUAUUUUCUUUUUCUUUUUAAAUAAUACCACAACCUCAUCCCCACAUGGUUGACUUGACGACCAUCACGUUGGAUUACUUGAAUGAACCCAGCCCCCCCCCCCCGACGAGUUUGGCAAGAAGAAAAGGGGAAACAUGGAAGCGCUACGUCAUUGGGAAGUGAAUAAUGUGCAUAUAUGUGAUUACAUGCAGUGCCUCAGUCGCCAUGCACACUUUGCCUCUGCACCGGUUGCUCUCAAUAUACAACCUUCAUGCUGCUAUUUCUGCUCUUCGUCCCUGCAUCAUCAUCAUCAUCAUCAUCUACAUGGGUCUGUGUAUUUAUCAUGUCGGAUCAUACCAUCAAUGUUUACUCAUGCAAACUGACUGGAAUCGAAUAUGAAAAGGGGAAGGGGAGGAAUACGACUGUGUGUGAGGUAGUGAAAAGUCACGUGGUGGCCCGCCACAAAUACAUUUGGCACUACCUGUACACCCUCUCUCACACUCAGGGGUGUCCAGCGAGGGUUGUUGCCUACAGCCACAGCUGUUAAUUCCAAGUCAUUCUAAUUAGACUCAGGCUGUUAUUUGCUUUUGCAGACCACACACCUGGCGACUACAGGAGACUCUCUUGUGUGUUUGUGCGACUUUUAAGGCCAUUUUUUUAGGCUUUGGGUUGCACAGCACCGCCCCCACUGUGAUCCAUGUGUGCACUUCCCGCGUAAUUCAAUGUGAAAAUGAAAUACAGCAAAUGACGAGUGUGCAUCAGGUCAGUCAGCCUGAGUGCAUGCUCAAAAAAAAAAACAUGUUGGAAGCAUACAUGUAGGACAUGUACUUCUCUUCUUCAUAUACUUUGCAUGUUAUCAACAGUCUCACUUUUGAGUAUUUUAUUUAUUACAAGACCCGGCAUCACAAGGGAGGGGAUUCCUCUGUGGUUUACAUGUGACACAAUCUUAAUGAAGCAGCGUCUCACUUCUUUGUCAACACAAUCCUUGUCACAAGCCACACAACAGCGAGCGGGGGUCCAUCUUGCUCUCCAUGCUGUUGUUUCAUCCUGCAUAGUCAUGUUGCAUUUUAUCCAACCAAAGUUGAGUUGUCGCAGUCACAAAAUGUAUCACGCUGAAUGUAUGACAACAUUUUUCAAAACCACUACUGCUGGAGUGUUUUUACGGUGGCUCAGAGGUGACGGAGGCACAGCAACGUCUGAAUGCUGCAAACACAGAAAUGAUCCAAAAACAUGCAAACAUUGUCUAACACAUGCUGCAAUCACAUAAAUGCUAUAAGAUGCAACAAAAAAAAAUACUGCAGUUGACCAAAACACAUACAAACCUAAAAAACAACGAAACAAUAUUAGUUAGUGGCACGGCGGUCUGGUGGUUAGUGCGCAGACCUCACAGCUAGGAGACCAGGGUUCGGUCCCCGCCCUCGGCCAUCUCUGUGUGGAGUUUGCAUGUUCUCCCCGUGCAUGCGUGGGUUUUCUCCGGGUACUCCGGUUUCCUCCCACAUUCCAAAAACAUGCUAGGUUAAUUGGCCACUCCAAAUUGUCCAUAGGUAUGAAUGUGAGUGUGAAUGGUUGUUUGUCUAUAUGUGCCCUGUGAUUGGCUGGCGACCAGUCCAGGGUGUACCCCGCCUCUCGCCCGAAGACAGCUGGGAUAGGCUCCAGCACCCCCCGCGACCCUCGUGAGGAAAAAGCGGUAGAAAAUGAAUGAAUGAAUGAAUGAAUAUUAGUUAGUCGUGCUACUAGGAAGCUGGGAAGCCAAACCUGAGGGAUAGUAUUGCAAAGCAGCCGAUUUUUACAACCAGAAGUUUACAAAAACAUAAAUGUAAUGUAACUUUUGCCAUUUUCUCAUAUCUUUGAUGGAUGUUUCUCCGCCUCGGGUCUGGUGACCGUGGUAGGCUCACCAUCGCUCUUGUAGUGGGAUGUUUUGUUUUGACUUGCCAACUUGCAGCAUUUCUUUUUGAUCCUGCAGCGUUGAUGCGAUUGCAGCAUUUUUUAUGGUUUUACAGUAUGUGUGAUUUUUGGUUUUAGAUCAUUUCUGCGUUUGGAGUGUCGGCACUCCACAGUGGGGUUUUCCUAUUUGAUUGUAGAUUAUCAGGAAACCUGACGCAGGUUAAAGGUUAUACUAUACUGCUGAUGCUGUGUGUGUGUGUGUGUGUGCGCAUGUGUGUGUGUAUGACUAACCUCCAUUCCUGCCACAAUAUGCACACCAUUCACCCCAUUGCUCCCCAUCUCGUCUCCGCUUUGAAUGGACAAUGAUUGACAUUGUUGUGCUUCCACACUUUGCUUUGUACAUAUCGACAUGAUUGCUGUGAACAGUGUCAUCAUGUGGCGCCCGUUUACAAAAACCCCCCACACGGGCAGUCGUCGUUCAGUGAGUGUCUUUUGAGUGUUGGAGUUUGCUGUCCAAUGUUUGUGUGCACUGAACACCUUGUCAUAUAUGAAAUAAAGAUGAAAAUAAUGCAACACCAA